AUGCAAUCUCAUUCUUUAUACGCCACGAACAGUAGAAAUCUCAAUCGGUUCGACUCUUUUGUUCGUGUCUCUUCCAGUUUGCGCGUCCCAGCAUCGUGCGUCUCAUUUGAUUGCCGAGGCAUCACUAGCUGCUCUUGCUUUGCGAUCAAUCGAAAGUUAUUUGAAUCAAGGGUUUGUGGGUAUGGUUUUCGCGUGCGAGAUGGAGGUCUUCGUGUUCAUGCCGUGGACGAUGAUUCAUUCUCGUUCGAUGACAACUGGGGGGAAAACGGUGGACCGGUUGAAUAUAUGUAUUCAUCGAGUGAUGGUGAAAGCAGUGAUGAGGAAACUAUUCUUCAGCCGAUAACUGAUGUCGAUUUGCCAAUCUCAAAGGAACGUUUUUUGCCAGCCGAUGACUACAUAACAGUAGCCGCACACCGUUUUGCAACACUCGGCAGAACACGGACAAAAAGAAAGACUCUCUAUGGAAUCCUGAACAAUCUUGGAUUAAUAUCAUUCUCGAUAUUCCUUCUUUUACUCGUGGACCAGUGUGCAUGGAGGAUUGUGAGGUUGCCUCUAGCGCCUUUUUAUUUGAUGCGUCCCUUUAUGAUAUCAAUGAUUUCAGUUUCUUGUGUGGGAUACAUUUGCGUCCCGUUGUUCCAUAUGUUGAAGAUAAGGUCUAUGGUUAGAAAACAGGGGCACAUUCGGCACCCUUCAAAGAAAGGGACCCCAACUAUGGGAGGACUUUAUUUCGUGCCUACUGGCCUAGUAGUCGCACAAUUUGUACUAAGUUUUUCUUCCAUUGAAGUUUCUGGAGUGGCAAUAGCAACUAUAGCAUUUGCUGCGAUUGGUUUAUUGGAUGAUUACUUGAGAAUCAAGAAUAUAAAAGAUGGUCUGUGUGCUUGGGUGAGAGUUUCGUUGGAGGUAGCUGUUGGGAUGUGUUUCUGCUAUUGGCUGUACAGAACGGACGUGUCAACACCCUACGGCAUGAAAAUGGUUGUCCCCUUGCCUGCGCCUAUAGGCCUCGUUUGCCUAGGAAAAUUCUACCCAAUCUUGAGUGUACUCUGUUUUGUUUCCAUGGCAAAUGGUAUGAAUAUAACCAAUGGGCUUGAUGGAUUGGCUGCGGGCACUGGUGCAUUAGCAUUUCUUGGGAUGUCCAUUGUGGUUCUUCCAAUAUGUUCCGACCUUUCUAUAUUUGGAGCAUCAAUGGCUGGGGCAUGUGUGGGUUUUCUUUCCCAAAACCGAUACAAGGCGUCGAUAUUUAUGGGGGAAGCAGGAGCUUUGGCUUUAGGUGGGGCCCUUGCAGCCAUGGCCUCUUGCACGGGAAUGUUUUUGCCAUUGUUCAUUUCUUCUGGAAUAUUUCUCUUGGAAGCACUCUCGGUUAUCAUGCAGGCAUCCUUCUCCAAAACAACCAAAUACUUUCGGCCAAGGGGCUACAGGCUUUUCCGAGGGGCACCUUUACAUCACCAUCUAGAGUUAUGUGGAAUUAAAGAACCGACGAUUGUGGCUGUUUCGUAUGUUAUUGCAAGCGUGUUGAUUUUAUAUGGUGCAUAUGUGGGUCUUUCUUCAGCAUGA
Messenger RNA from Striga hermonthica, 1551 nucleotides. The record is from the annotation of a GenBank genome assembly. Lineage: Eukaryota; Viridiplantae; Streptophyta; Magnoliopsida; Lamiales; Orobanchaceae.